Peromyscus eremicus (cactus mouse) is the source of this 2350-nucleotide messenger RNA. RefSeq names its product heterogeneous nuclear ribonucleoprotein D like (gene Hnrnpdl). Gene Ontology annotation, molecular function: poly(A) binding; poly(G) binding. Lineage: Eukaryota; Metazoa; Chordata; Mammalia; Rodentia; Cricetidae. Gene Ontology annotation, biological process: regulation of gene expression. Gene Ontology annotation, cellular component: nucleoplasm. The record is from RefSeq and is a predicted model, not a curated record. Bases 18 to 1298 code for a protein of 426 amino acids. The transcript has 8 exons.
UCACCCGGAGCCCCGCGAUGGAGGUCCCGCCCCGGCUUUCCCAUGUGCAGCAGCCGCCGCCGCCGCCGCCAUUGUUCCCCUCGGCUCCCGCGACUUUAGCCUCCCGCAGCCUCUCCCAUUGGCGGCCGCGGGCUCCCCGGCAGCUCGCCCCGCUCCUCCCUUCGCUCGCUUCCAGCGCCUCCCGGCAGGGGGCGCGCCGGACCCAGCGCCACGUCACCGCCCAGCAGCCCUCCCGAUUGGCGGGCGGGGCGGCUAUAAAGGGAGGGCGCAGGCGGCGGCCGGAUCUCUUCCGCCGCCAUUUUAAAUCCGGCUCCAUACAACGCUCCGCCGCCGCCGCCGCCGCCGGGACCCGGACUGCGCGCCAGCACCCCGCUGCCGACGGCUCCGCCACCAUGGAGGACAUGAACGAGUACAGCAACAUAGAGGAGUUCGCAGAGGGAUCCAAGAUCAACGCGAGCAAGAACCAGCAGGAUGACGGUAAAAUGUUUAUUGGAGGCUUGAGCUGGGAUACAAGCAAGAAAGAUUUGACUGAAUAUUUGUCUCGAUUUGGGGAAGUUGUAGACUGCACAAUUAAAACAGAUCCAGUCACUGGAAGAUCAAGAGGAUUUGGAUUUGUGCUUUUCAAAGAUGCUGCUAGUGUGGAUAAGGUUUUGGAACUGAAAGAACACAAACUGGAUGGCAAAUUGAUAGACCCCAAAAGGGCCAAAGCUUUAAAGGGAAAAGAACCCCCUAAAAAGGUUUUUGUGGGUGGACUGAGUCCAGAUACUUCAGAAGAACAAAUUAAAGAAUACUUUGGAGCCUUUGGAGAGAUAGAAAAUAUUGAGCUUCCCAUGGAUACAAAAACAAAUGAAAGAAGAGGAUUCUGUUUUAUCACAUACACAGAUGAAGAACCAGUAAAGAAAUUGUUAGAAAGCAGAUACCAUCAGAUAGGGUCUGGGAAGUGCGAAAUCAAAGUUGCACAGCCCAAAGAGGUGUACAGGCAGCAACAGCAACAACAAAAAGGCGGGAGAGGUGGAGCAGCUGGUGGACGAGGUGGAGCGAGGGGGCGCGGAAGAGGUCAGGGCCAAAACUGGAACCAAGGAUUUAAUAACUAUUAUGAUCAAGGAUAUGGAAAUUAUAAUAGUGCCUAUGGUGGUGAUCAAAACUAUAGUGGCUAUGGCGGAUAUGAUUAUACUGGGUAUAACUAUGGGAACUAUGGAUAUGGACAGGGAUAUGCAGACUACAGCGGUCAACAGAGCACUUAUGGCAAGGCAUCCCGAGGGGGUGGCAAUCACCAGAACAAUUACCAGCCCUACUGAGGAGGACCUGGGAGAAAGCAGCGGGAACUUCAUUGCAGGCCGUGUGUCACCCUGACCACGUCUAUCUCUGGGGGUCGCACGUUGCGGGCAGAGCGCAAGGCAUACACCAGAAAACGCUGUCCUGUGGUAUGGUCUCUUCCAACUUCAUGUACCAGCGUAAAGAUUAAAAGUGGAAACUUCAGACUUUGGCUUCUUUUUAAUCUUUUUUGGAGAUUAAGUGUCUAAACUUAACUUAAAUGGUUUUUUGCAGGAGUUAAAGUACAUAAAUGCCUUUUUACAGCUUAAUCAUUUUGGUCUUCUGUUUAGUGUUGUAUUUCAAUUGUGGAGCCUCAUUUUAAGUGUCCAUUCUUUAAGAUUUAAUGCUUGCUUUUUCUUUUUAUAGCUAAUAGUGAAAUCUACAAACCAAAACAAGAACUUUUAAAUCUGGGAUAUAAGUUAAAGAUCACAUGCACAAAGCAAUUCGUUGUGUUACGAUCAGAAACCUGAAAUCUGCAUUGGUGAUAGCAUCCUCCUUGGCUUACUAGAGCUGUGCUUCUAGUUGGUCUUUGUCUGCUAGGCUUGUAACUGGGAAGAUUGCAUUCCUGUGUUUUCAAAUAAAUCCUCCUAAUACCAUUUGGGAACUCCAGUGAGUUUUUCAAAUACCCAAACUACACUUUGUUAAUGAAUAUGCAUGUGAUCUUUAAUUAUUGAAGAAAAGAAUAAAGUGAGGACUUAAAACAAUUCAUGAAAGUGGACCUUUGCAAGCUUGUGAGGAUUGCACACAUCUAAUGGUGGUUUUGUUUUUGUUGUAGGAGGUGUAAAGAAACCAUCUUACAGGACGACAUUGAAGAUUGCUUGAUCUUCUGUUGACCUAAGAUGAUUAUUUUGUAAAAGACUUUCUAGUGUACCUGACACAAUUGUGUCCAACUGUAUAUAGCUGCCGAUUAGUUUCUUUGUUUUCACUUUGUCCUUUGCUAUCUGUGUUAUGACUCGAUGUGGAUUUGUGUUUAUACACCUUUUUAUUUGUAUGAUUCAUGUUAAACCUCCAAUAAAUGCUUCCUUAUGUGAUUGUU